AUGCCGAAAAGUACCACAGAAGAGUACGGAAAAUCUAGUGACAAAGCUAGCAGGAGCUCUGACUGCAGUAGCGUCAGGGUGCCUUUACAUUUUGAUGUCCACAAGCCGGGGUGUCACUUUGAGAGCUGCUGUGGAGUGUGCAAUCUGUUCCCUGGAGUGCUGCUGAUCGCUUUCUGCCAAGUUCUGGCCGGAUCUAUCUUUCUGACGCUCAUUCUCACCCAUGGGAAGCAGUACGAUGAAAUGCAUAAGACUCCUGAGUCGCAGUUCAUGAGCGUGGCGACGGGUACUGUUCUGUGCGGUAUCACGGGAGCUGGUCUGUUGCUCAUCAUCGUAGCCCUCACGGAGAACUGCAGAGCUAUGCUGGUGUACCUUUUGGUGGCCACAUUCAUAUGGAUAGGGAUUGUUGCCCUCGCCGUCACGAAAAUUGGAAGAGCGUGUGUUCGUUUUAAAGAUGCUGCAAAAAUAAAGGAUGAAGAACAUAGACUGUCGAAUUUGGCGUGCGUGAGUGGACUCAUCACCUUCUUUGGAGCUGCUGUGUACUUCUUCUCAUUCAUGGUGGUGCUCAGUUUCUACCACUUUAGGUAUGUGAGGCGCGCCAUCUUGUUGCAUGAGGCGGAAUGCGAAGGGUAA
Amyelois transitella is the source of this 630-nucleotide messenger RNA. RefSeq lists its product as uncharacterized. The coding region runs from base 1 to 630 and encodes 209 amino acids. The record is from RefSeq and is a predicted model, not a curated record. The transcript has 5 exons. Lineage: Eukaryota; Metazoa; Arthropoda; Insecta; Lepidoptera; Pyralidae.